CUCCUCUGCGCCCCACUCCGCUUUUUCCCGUUGAUAAAACAAUAGAAACUCCGCUGAAUUUAUUCUCUCCCACAGCUCAAUUUCAGAGAAAAGUGAGAAACUUCAGAAGCUAUAUUGCUAUAUACUCUGCUUUGAGCUGAAGGAAUUUAUUUGGCGUUUGUUACUGGGGGUUGCUUCCAUUUUCAAAAGAUUCAAGCUCUGUAAAACACAUUCUUCUUCGUUAAUUCACGAGGGGGGCCUUUAUAUUUUGCUAUUUCCUUCCCUUGAUGUGAUUCGAAGAAACCCAACUUCCCAAAUCUAGCCGUUCGAACCCAAAAUUUGUCGUUUCCUUUCUGCCGUUUUUCCGUUCCUGUGAUGAAAAUUCUCGAGCUCUUGUAGCUGGAAAUAUUGAUUUGGAGCUUUGGCAUGGGUUUGGGGUUUAUUUGAAUUUUUGGUAGCGGAGAAUGCUGGCAUUUUUGGAGAUGAAAAAGCUACUGGGGGGGUUUUUCGUUUUGUUCUUCGUCUUCUUCGUGGCUCCAGUGUUCGUGAGAUCUCUGAACCCACCUCUGAACGACGACGUUUUGGGUCUGAUAGUGUUCAAGGCCGACAUUGAAGACCCUGAAGGGAAACUCGCGUCUUGGAAUGAAGAUGACGAUAGCCCCUGUAAUUGGGUUGGUGUAAAAUGCAACCCCAGAUCCAAUAGAGUCGUUGAACUCGACCUCGGCGGCUUCUCUCUCUCCGGCAGGCUCGGCCGUGGCCUUCUUCAGCUGCAGUUUCUUCGGAAACUAUCUCUUUCGAACAAUAAUCUCACCGGAAAUCUAAGCCCCAAUAAUGCUCGCUUCGAAAAUCUCCGGCUGGUCGACUUGAGCGGCAACGGUUUUUCCGGGACGAUUCCGGAUGAUUUCUUCCGGCAAUGUGGGUCGUUGAGAGUAAUUUCUUUAGCUAACAACAAACUUUCCGGGAAAAUCCCCGAAAGUUUGGGUUCUUGUUCUAGUCUUGCUGCGGUUAACUUAUCCUCUAAUCAGUUUUCUGGUUUGUUACCUUCUGCGAUUUGGUCCUUGACCGGGCUUCGGUCUUUGGAUUUGUCUGACAAUGUUUUGGAAGGGGAAAUUCCGCAGGAGGUGAAGGGGAUGAAUAAUUUGCGAGGUAUUAAUUUGGGGAAGAAUCGGUUUUCUGGGCAGAUCCCAGAUGGGAUUGGGAGUUGUUUGCUCUUGAGGUCUGUUGAUCUCGGUGAGAAUUCUUUCUCCGGUGACAUUCCGGCGACAAUGCAGAAGCUUAGUUUAUGCAGUAAUCUUAAUUUGAGAAGGAACUUAUUUGAAGGGAAGGUUCCUGAAUGGAUUGGUGAAAUGGAAGGCCUUGAAGUCUUGGACCUUUCAGGAAAUAGAUUUUCUGGUCAGGUUCCAAGUUCAUUUGGGAAUCUUCAAAAUCUGAAGGUUUUGAAUCUUUCUGAAAAUGGUUUGACUGGUAGCUUGGCAGAGUCCAUAGUUCCUUCUCAAAACCUUUCAACCAUGGAUCUCAGCCAUAGUUCUCUCACCGGCGUUAUUCCGGUGUGGAUGCUGAAGCUGGGUUCUCAAAAUGUGUUGCCUUCUGAUGUCAAAAGAAGCUCUCUUUCUACAACAGUGGGAAAAGCACUUGUUAAUCUUCAAGUUUUAGAUUUAUCUCACAAUGCAUUUUCUGGUGAAAUUUCACCCGAGAUUGGGAUGUUAAGUAGCUUGCAGGUGUUGAACCUGUGUAAGAACUCACUUGUUGGGACUACACCGAAGAGUAUUGGACGACUGAAGGCCUUGGUUCUUCUCAACUUGAGUGAGAACCAGUUGAACGGAAGUAUUCCCGAAGAAAUCGGUGAGGUCGUAUCGUUGAAAGAAUUGAGACUGGAGAAGAACUUGCUGGAGGGUGAAGUUCCAGAGUCAAUAGGGAACUGUUCGUCACUUGUAACUUUGGACGUGUCGGAAAACAGAUUAACUGGCUCCAUACCAGCAGCAUUGUCUAAACUGACUGAUCUUCAAAUUGUGGAUUUAUCAACAAACAAUCUCAGUGGUGCACUGCCAAAGCAAUUGUCCAAUCUUCCCAACCUUAUUUUGUUUAACAUUUCCCACAACAACCUUCAAGGUGAACUGCCUGCAGGUGGCUUUUUCAACACAAUUUCCCCUUCCUCUUUGGCUGGAAAUCCCUCUCUUUGUGGUUCCAUUGUCAAGAAAUCUUGCCCUGGUGUCCUUCCAAAACCCAUUGUUCUCAACCCCAACUCAUCUUCCGACUCUGCUUCUCCUUCAUUACCUUCAACUCUUGGUCACAAAAGAAUCAUCCUCAGCAUCUCUGCACUCAUUGCCAUUGGUGCAGCAGCCGUUAUCCUUGUUGGUGUAGUUGCGAUCACCGUCCUUAACUUCCACGUUCGGUCGUCUGAAAAUCAUCCUGCGGUAGCCAUCGCAUUCUCUGGAGGGGAUGACUUCAGCCACUCCCCAACUACGGAUGCAAAUUCUGGCAAGCUAGUCAUGUUCUCGGGAGAGCCCGACUUCAGUACUGGAGCACAUGCCCUUCUUAACAAGGACUGCGAGCUUGGCCGUGGCGGAUUUGGAGCGGUUUACCAAACUGUUCUUCGUGACGGGCAUCCAGUUGCAAUCAAAAAGCUUACUGUUUCAAGUCUUGUCAAAUCUCAAGAAGACUUUGAGAGGGAGGUUAAGAAGUUGGGGAAGGUCAGGCACCAAAAUCUUGUGGCUCUAGAAGGCUACUACUGGACUCCAUCACUACAGCUUCUCAUAUAUGAAUUCGUUUCUGGAGGGAGUUUGUAUAAACAUCUUCAUGAAGGAUUGGGCGGGAGCGUCCUCUCGUGGAACGAGCGGUUCAACAUAAUCCUCGGAACAGCGAAAAGCUUGGCACAUUUGCACCAAAUGAACAUCAUCCACUACAACAUAAAAUCAAGCAAUGUUCUGAUUGAUGGCUCAGGCGAACCUAAAGUUGGAGAUUUUGGCCUAGCAAGAUUGUUACCGAUGCUUGACCGAUACGUGUUAAGCAGCAAGAUACAGAGUGCACUUGGCUACAUGGCGCCCGAGUUUGCCUGCAAGACAGUUAAGAUAACCGAGAAAUGUGACGUGUAUGGGUUUGGAGUUCUGGUUCUUGAGGUGGUAACUGGGAAGAGACCUGUUGAGUACAUGGAAGACGACGUCGUGGUACUCUGCGACAUGGUUCGUCGGGCGUUGGAAGAAGGUCGGGUGGAGGAUUGCAUCGACGGGAAGCUCCAGAGGAACUUCCCAUCUGAGGAGGCCAUACCAGUUGUGAAACUAGGCUUGAUAUGCACCUCUCAGGUGCCAUCAAACCGGCCUGAUAUGACAGAGGUUGUUAAUAUAUUAGAGCUGAUCAGAUGUCCAUCGGAAGGCCAAGAGGAAUUGGGAUAAAUCCAGUUUGGUUUGUUACAAAUCUGAAGGGGAUUCAACACAGAUCAUUGGCGAAGAAGAAUCCGGUCUGGUUUCGAUCAAUCUUAAGGUAGACAAAAACAUCAAAAUGUUGAGAGUUCUCUGUUUCUUUUUCCUUUUGCUGUAGUUUUGUUGAUUCCUGUUGUAUUUAGUAGUUCUCUUGUGUAUGCUUUAGAAUUCUCCGGAUUCCUCUUCACCGGGUUCGAAUUCGGAUCCCCAAUCAAAAGUCGUUAACCGUUCACUAAUCUU
Momordica charantia (bitter melon) is the source of this 3635-nucleotide messenger RNA. RefSeq names its product putative LRR receptor-like serine/threonine-protein kinase IRK. The record is from RefSeq and is a predicted model, not a curated record. Gene Ontology annotation, biological process: protein phosphorylation. NCBI's taxonomy places the organism in Eukaryota, Viridiplantae, Streptophyta, Magnoliopsida, Cucurbitales, Cucurbitaceae. Gene Ontology annotation, molecular function: protein kinase activity; protein binding; ATP binding.